Ailuropoda melanoleuca (giant panda) is the source of this 813-nucleotide messenger RNA. It is a transcript of the gene CLEC2L, whose product is annotated as C-type lectin domain family 2 member L. The annotation marks the transcript as partial. NCBI's taxonomy places the organism in Eukaryota, Metazoa, Chordata, Mammalia, Carnivora, Ursidae. The transcript has 5 exons. The record is from RefSeq and is a predicted model, not a curated record.
AGGCCGCGCUCGCCCGCCGAAGCGGAGGGCCGCGGCCCCGAGGGGCUGCUGCGGCGAUCGGGGUCGGGCUAUGAGGGCAGCACCAGCUGGAAGGCGGCCUUGGAGGACACCACCACACGUCUGCUGCUGGGGGCCAUCGCCGUCCUUCUGUUCGCCAUCCUGGUGGUUAUGAGCAUCUUGGCUUCCAAGGGCUGUAUCAAGUGUGAGGCGCCCUGCCCGGAGGACUGGCUGCUCUACGGAAGGAAAUGCUACUUUUUUUCUGAGGAGCCAAGGGACUGGAACACAGGCCGACAGUACUGCCGUACUCACGAGGCCGCGCUGGCGGUGAUUCAGAGCCAGAAGGAGCUGGAGUUUAUGUUCAAGUUCACACGGAGGGAGCCCUGGAUUGGCCUGCGCAGAGUCGGGGACGAAUUCCACUGGGUUAACGGCGACCCGUUUGACCCGGACACAUUCCCCAUCUCAGGCCUGGGAGAGUGUGUCUUCGUGGAGCCCACCAGGCUGGUGUCAACGGAGUGUCUGAUGACCCGGCCCUGGGUGUGCAGCAAGACGGCCUACACGUGAGGUGGGUCAGGCCAGAGGCGGCCCUCCAGCCAGGCUCCGAGACCGGCCUGCCCCAGGCUCCUCUCCAAGGCGAAGCAGUGAAGUGGGUGCCCUCUGCCCCCAGCCUCUGUUCCAGGUCCCACAGCCUUGGUUCCUGGUCUCAUUGGCCCAGGCAGGUCCUGUGGCUCAGCAGUCAAAUCCCACAUGCUCAGUAGUGUAGGCAUCCCCGAAACACACACACACACACACACACACACACACACACACACACAC